Messenger RNA from Heterobilharzia americana, 537 nucleotides. The record is from the annotation of a GenBank genome assembly. Lineage: Eukaryota; Metazoa; Platyhelminthes; Trematoda; Strigeidida; Schistosomatidae.
CUUAAAACUCUACACCUGACGUCUGCGUUACUCACGCGGUGACACCACAGAAUACGGCCUAUACUACAAAGGCAACGGUGGUCGAAAACCUGAAGCCUUCUCAUGUCUUUCACCUUCAAUGGCCAUGUUUCACAGCCAUACUGCAGAACAGAGGGGACUUCUGUGCAUUUGUUAGCUGUGGUACUGCUGAAGACCAAUCCUGGAGCAACAAUUUGCAUUUGGGUGGUGAGAAACGCAUCCCAAACAUUCUCAAAUUGCCACUCGAAGUGUUCAGAAGACUCUGCAUCUUGUCAGCGUCUUCACUUAACAGGACUAUUUCAUCUGCGUAUUCUAGGUCUAACAAAAAUUCUCCUGUGAUCAGGUCAACGUCGGUGUGACCUGGUGACAAGAGGGAAACCUCUAUGAGAAUAUUUAUCAUAAGAUUGAAUAAGAAUGGAGACAGUGGACAUCCUUGACAGACACCACUCGAUGAGUAUAUCUCCCUGGACAUCUCACCAUAGGCUAAGACGUCCACAAGUGUUCGAGAAGAAAGCCUUC